Molecule: messenger RNA, 4370 nt
Organism: Scophthalmus maximus (turbot)
Lineage: Eukaryota; Metazoa; Chordata; Actinopteri; Pleuronectiformes; Scophthalmidae
Exons: 2
Coding region: 1714-2904 (396 amino acids)
Source: RefSeq, a predicted model, not a curated record
CCAGGUUCUGCAGUGCUUGUAAUCGAUGCUGGUCUUUUUGUAAUAAACCUUUAUAUACAAUCAAGACGGUGUCGGCGGACUUCUCUUCAAUACAUCUUCACAUCAUCGCUACUUAGUAUACAACAAAACUUGGCGUCACGAACUCCGGACGUGCUGUGUCCUGCUGCCUCACUGACGACUUCAAUGUGCUGACUCCCGCUUCAAGCCGGCAAAUACGACGGAGAAGGAGGAGACGGAGAGAGAGAGGAGGUGCUGGCCAGUGCGUCACACGGAUUGAGGCUUGCUGCCAACAGCGUGUGCAGCUCCUGAAUCCAGUCUGCUCAAGGCCAGUGCGGUUUUAUCCACAAACUCUUUCUAACAAACACCUGCAUUUUUGACAUAUAUGUGUUCACUCAUUUAUUGCUAAUAUUUCUGAUAUUCAUUUAGUUUGCUUUCAUUUAUAGUUUAUUAUAAACACAUUUCUCAAUUUAGGGUUAAUAGAGGACAUCUAUCUGCUUGUGUAUGCCUAAAAUAUUUCAUGUUGUGAACAUUUAGCAUGAGACUUGGCAACGGACUGAUCAAUUAAUGUAUUAUGAUUACUUGGUUUGAAUACUGACGAGAAGUUGCAAAUUGUAGUUUUUGUUGGUGCAAAGGUUUGUUUUGAUUGGAGUUGCAUUGGAGAUUUAGUGUUGAGAUUAUUCUGUGCAUUAAGGUGAUUGGGUGAUAAUUAGACGAUUGUUUUGUUGCAAAUAACACCACACUUGGUGAUAGUUGCUUCCUUGGAGUAGUGUGUGAUCUUUUGAGUUUCAUAUAGGAUUGAAUUUUCUCUAAUUUGCAGGAUAUUUGUGAACGUUUUCUUCAUGGAAGUUGCUAGACUGCUGGUGCUUUUGGUCAAUAGUAUAUAACUGUAACACCAAAACCCACAUGGUGUUGUAAUUUUGCUGAUUUACAAGUCCUUUGAUUUCUCUGAAGUUGACGAAUUAUUUUCGCUUUGCUUUGUUGAUUGUGGUAUAUUGUGGCCCAUAAACAAUUUGGUAGAAUUAAAAAAAAAAAAAAAGAAGAGGAAAAGAUAAGCUAAAUAGAUGUAAGUGUUCUGAGUUUAAAGAAUUAGUUUUAAUCUACUACUAAUAAUAAUAAUUCACAAUAAGGGAACAUAGAAGGGUUGUUACAAUGCCGAAAAAGGACAAUAAAAUUCCGAAAGUAACAACUCCAGUUGAUGUAGUAAAAAAGAAUAAUCCUUUAGUUUGUGGUAUCACAAAGUUAUCGGGAAAAUGGCACAAGCGUUGGCCUGACAUUGAACAACCAUGGCCAGUGGAAGGGACUCUUAACCCAGAUGUAAUUAAAACAAUGCAAGUGCUUGUGUCCACCUAUAAGGUGAAUCAAAAGAAGGGGAAAAAAGGGAAAAAACGCAGAGAAAAGAGACAAACAGAGCUCGGCAUUCUCCAGUUGUUUGAAAAUGAGGGACAGAAACUGAUAAAAGCAGCAAAAGAGAAUAGAGAUAAAGGUGCAGAAGAAAUAGCAAAAGAUGCAAAAAUAACAGAAAAACUAAUGGCGGAAAUCAAUACACCUUUCUAACAUACGGAUCCAGUAAAGAAACCCCCAUCUUAUGAGAAGGAGGUGAAGUUUAAGGACAUCUAUCCUCAGCUUCCAGUGAUCAGUCAGGAGGGUGAUUACUGCAUCAGAGAUGAGGAUGACCAAAUAAUAGAAAUUGGACAAGCGGAAACAACUAUAAAGAUGAAGCCAAGCUCCAAAAGUAAGAAGAAAAUGACACACCUGGAAACCAAAGGGAGACUAAGGAUCAGGAAGAUGGGAUUCAGAGAUGAUGAUGAUCAAAGUGAUUCAGAGGAGAUCAUGGGUGGAUAUGAUCCUGUGGUCAGACGGAAACUGGUAAGAGCAGAAAGGAGAGGUGAUGAAAUAUGGAAGAAAAAGAACAGAGGAUAUUAUACCUCUGAGGACAGUGAAAAUGUAGACAGCGAUGAAGACGUGGUGAAUAAAGGUGCUUCAUAUUCAAGAGGAUUUUAUCCUGCAACGUACAGUACCAGAAUAGAAGAGGUUGAAAGAAGCAUGGACCGAUGUUGUUUGGACUUGGAUAAGUCAACCAAACCAGAAGAAAUAAGAGAAUUGGAAGACCAGUUGGAGAAGCUGAAGAGACAGAAGGAAAAAUUGAGGGGAAAAGAUUCCCGAAAGAAGUAUACAUUGCGUCCAAGAAGAGGGGAGACACUUGAGAAGAUGCUUCCGGUGAUCAUCCGAGGACAGAAUUUGGAGUACAAGCCUUGGCAGAGCACAGAUAUGUCAGACAUACUUGAGAAAUUGCCUACUCUUCAAGAUGGAGCGCAUCCUUGGAUUUCAAAGUUGGAAGAAAUUACGGUGGGAACACAGUCUGCCAUAGGAGAUAUUAAGAGACUUUUGGCUAAUCUCCUUGGGGUUCCAGCUAUGGAAGACAUCCUACAGAAAGCAGGACUUAAUCGAUAUGUGGGGACAGCUGUGAAUGAUCCUGAGCUGUUUGCUGCAAGUAGAGGUCGGAUGUGGAGAGCGUUGAGAGAAACGUUUCCAACAAAUGUGCAUCCUGACAACAUUCUCAUUGAGUCCCUGGGACAGGACGAAAAUCCGAGAGCCUAUGUGUCAAGAGUUCAUCAGGUGUGGAGAAAUGUCACUGGAAAUGACCCGGAUUUGAGUCAAAUGGAGCAGUCAAUUUUGCGAGCCAAACUACAGAAGGGGCUGCCCCUACCAGUAAGGAGCAAACUGGCAGAGGUGGUUGGACUUGGAAGAAUGGUAAAAGGUGUCUAUACGGAUCAUAUAGCCCAUCAAGUGGAGCUAUAUAGGAAAAAGGAGCAUGAUCAGGAAGUGCAGGACCAAGAGAUCCUCAGAAAACUCAAUCAAAUACAACUGGUGGAGAAUAAGAGGAAGGAGGGGUCCUAUGCGUGAGUUGGUUGUGGACUAUGUUGCCAUGGUAAAACCAGUUGAAGGCAAGAGGUACAUGCUAGUUGUUGUGGACAGAUUUUAGCGAUGGGCGGAGGCCUGUCCAACUAAGCGGAAAGAUGCUCAGUCACUUGCCAAGUUUCCAAGUUUUUGUGUAGAGAAGUCAUAAGCCGGUGGGGACUUCCAGAUCGUAUAUCCUCAGACAAUGGGAAAGAGUUCGUGGAUAAGACAGUGAAAUUGAUUUUGCAAAAAUUGGGAAUUAAACAACGUCUUGGAGCAGUUUAUCACCCGCAGAGUCAAGGGAUGUGUGAAAGAAUGAAUGGUGUUUUGAAAAAUCGCAUUGUAAAGAUUUGCCAGCACACGGGUUUAAAUUGGAUAGCAGCGCUUCCUUUGGCGCUUAUGGUGUGUCGCUCGAGUGAGCUGCAUGAUUUGCAUAUGACACCCCAUGAAUUGGUUGCCUACGCCUUGUUUGCGAACAAGCGGCAAAGGUCCAAGUUUGGCCCUUUUGGAAGAUGGCAUGAGAGCAUAUGUUACAUAUAUGGCUAAUUUCCAUAAAAGAAUAUCCACAUAUGUUUCUGACAGGCAAAGAAAUUAGGAGGUGCAGGAGAAGCUCAAUGUGCACACAGUGCAAAAAGGGGGAAAUGGAAUAUGACUCAUAAUUAAAUAUAAAUUUGUAUUUCAUUUUUUAAUUUUCAUGUGUUGUUUGCAAAAGAUACUGUUUGGGUGUUUUCUUUUCUUCCAGAGCAUAUUGAGGGGAUGUGCGGAAGGGAUUCAAAUAAUCAAUAUGGACCAUAAGAAUGGACUGGAGAACUCUGAACAAGGAUCUUGUGAUGAAAUGUUCAGAUUCGACACAUCAUCGACACUACGCUGAGAGUCGACACUGCUGAGGAGCGGCAGUGUGAUACAUUCUUAUGUCUUUCUGAUAUUGGGGUCUAGGCAGGGACAGGUCCGGAGGAAGGUUCGAUGGGUCGACCAGCCUGAAUUUGGACAUUGUUUUGAUUAUAUUUCUUGAGGUUUCCACAUGUAUUUGCAUAAACCAUAUCUCUAGAUGAAUUGUUAAGAUUCCUCUUUUCUUUCUUUAAUUGGUCUCGAGUACUGUAUGUGGUCGCCUGGGGCAGAGGGGCCGUGAGAGAAUUUUCCUGUCUAGAUUGUUUAAGGGAAAUUUCCGGAAAGAAAGCUGCCGAACAGGUUUUUCGCUCUCACACUUCAUGACGUUUGUUGUAUGAUUAAGGUUAUGCUGCAGGAAGCAUGGUUUGAAGGAAUUGUUAUUUUUGCCAUAAUUUUUCGAACUAUGUAUGCUUAUUCUUUUGAUUUUCGAGACUCUUCUAGUCUCGAAGGGGGGAAAUAUGUAGUGUCUUUUUGUCCAUAUAUGGAAUAAGAGGGGAAUAUGGGCUUACUUCUCUUCCUUUGGAAUGUUAUGCAAGGGGUUUUUCAAGGACCCUUACCCUUUACUUGGCCUUGAAAGUUACACG